Messenger RNA from Triplophysa rosa, 7498 nucleotides. It is a transcript of the gene bach2b, whose product is annotated as BTB and CNC homology 1, basic leucine zipper transcription factor 2b. Bases 222 to 2738 code for a protein of 838 amino acids. Gene Ontology annotation, biological process: regulation of transcription by RNA polymerase II. The transcript is spliced from 5 exons. The record is from RefSeq and is a predicted model, not a curated record. Gene Ontology annotation, molecular function: RNA polymerase II cis-regulatory region sequence-specific DNA binding; protein binding; DNA-binding transcription factor activity, RNA polymerase II-specific. Lineage: Eukaryota; Metazoa; Chordata; Actinopteri; Cypriniformes; Nemacheilidae.
UUUUUUUAAGAAAGAAUAACAAAUUGAGUGUUCAUUACAGGAAAGGAAGUGUGGCUGGGGUUUACAGUCAAUGAAGUCUAAGGGGCGUGUGUUAGCGUGAUGGAGGUGGAGCUUUCCUCCACACUGAUGAGACACAGAGAAACGUUCCUCUUUGAGGAGGCCUGUGCCGACGACCCCGAAAAACCCACCACGCGCCAGCCGAGAGCUGUUGCAGACGUAACAUGCGAAAAUCAAUCCCAGAAUCACUCAGGAGCAUCUCGACGCAUGUUAACGCUCACGGACCUGUCACAUUUACCACCUAUCUGAGCAGUCCAAGAAUGGAAUACAACCCUGGUGUGAGCGGUAUGUCCGUGGAUGAGAAGACUGAAGCUCCCAUGUACGUGUAUGAGUCGACGGUGCACUGUACCAACAUCCUGCUGGGUCUGAAUGAGCAGCGGAAGCAGGGCCUGUUCUGUGAUGUCACCGUGCUGGUGGAGGGGAAGGAGUUCCGCGCGCACAGGGCUGUUUUAGCCGCCUGCAGCGAGUACUUCCUACAGGGGUUCGCCACCCAAAAUGACAAUAAGCUGGUUCUCAGCAUGCCAGAGGAGGUCAGUGCCCGGGGAUUCGCUCCAUUGUUGCAGUUUGCCUAUACGGCUAAGCUUCUGCUCAGCAGAGAAAACAUCCAGGAGGUCAUCCGCUGUGCCGAAUUUUUGCGCAUGCACAACCUGGAGGACUCCUGCUUUCGCUUCCUGGAGGCUCAGCUGCGCAGCGAGGAGGACGGCCUGGUGGUUUGUCAAAAGGAGGGGCCCGCGAGCAAUCACUUAGAGGAUGAGAGCAUGCAACCCGAGGCGCUGACGACAGCAACGACUGUGGUGACGCUGCCGGGUUCUCCACGCUCUCGCCAUUGCACUGAGACCUCAAACUCCUUGCGGCGACCAGACCACGAUCGGCUGGCAGCGGCUGAGGACUUUACUGAUGGGCAUAUGGACUUUGAGCGACAUGGCAACUCAGACCUGCCACGAUGCCCUAAGUACAGGAAAUACCAGUGGGCAUGCAACAAGCACAACAACGAUGCCUCCUCACAUACCAGUACCUCAGGUUAUCCAAGCACAUUCAAAGACAUGAGCAUGCCGGCCGUGGUGCAAAUCAAGCAGGAGCCACGCAGUGAGGAAGAGUCUAUAUCGCUUUGCCUGUCAGAGGAUGAGCAGGACGGAAGGGAAAGGGACAGCGUUGCUGAGAUGGAGCUGGAUGGUUCCGGCACAAUGGACCAACCGAAAGGCAGCAGCAAGUCACCCACUUGCCUACAAACUCACUAUAAGAAGGACUCGACUAGCACACCUCAGCAGCUAUUUGCUAACACACCCGUCAGUGCCCAAGAAAAGGGAACCACUCAGGAAGACCACAAAAAAGACUACAGGCCUUCGCUUAGUAGUGAGCUUGGCAUGCCUGUGGCAUUCCCCAAAGACGCCGAUGGUUUCUCGCCAGGGCUCUCGCUGAAUUCAGCAUCCUAUGAUGGCAUGUGCAAGCAAGAGGCAGAGCUGGAUCGCCGCAGUGUCAUCUUUUCCUCAGGGGCCUGUGACCGACUGGGUACACCCACCCACUCUCAACCCAGCGGGAACUCAUUGGAGAAGGAGCUCUCAGAACACAUGCCAAAGGGAUUGUGGGCUGGUGCCAGCCAGUCCCUCCCCAGCUCCCAGACUUACCCCUCCAGCACCGCAGCCAGCGAACCGCCCCUGCUCGGCCGCCAAAGGCCCAAUACCAGCUGCCCAGUGCCAAUCAAGGUAUGCCCGCGAUCGCCCCCCUCAGAAACCCGCACCCGGACCUCAAGUUCCUGUUCGUCAUACUCAUAUGCUGAGGAUGGCAGCGGUGGAUCCCCCUGCAGCCUGCCGCAGUUUGAAUUCUCGUCCUCGCCGUGCCCCAAUGUGACACGAUGUCUACCCGGCGAACCACAGGACACAGGCGGCGGAACGGAUACCAUAUUCACACGGGUGCGGCCCAAGAUAAAGUGUGAGCAGUCGUACGGAACCAAUUCCAGUGAUGAGUCAGGGUCCUUUUCUGAGGGAGACAGCGAAUCCUGUCACGCUCAAGAACAAGCCCCUGAGGUCAAGCUUCCUUUCCCCGUCGAUCAAAUCACGAAUCUUCCACGCAACGAUUUCCAAAUGAUGGUGAAAAUGCACAAGCUGUCCUCCGAGCAGCUGGAGUUCAUCCACGACGUGCGCAGGCGCAGCAAGAACCGCAUCGCAGCCCAGCGCUGUCGCAAGAGAAAGCUUGAUUGCAUCCUCAACCUAGAGUGUGAAAUUCGCAAACUGGUGUGCGAGAAGGAUAAGCUCUUGACGGAGCGUAACCAGCUCAAGGCGUGUAUGGGAGAGUUAUGGGAGAAUUUCUCGUGUCUGUCAGAGGAGGUGUGUCGAGACGUGCAGCUGAGUCCAGAACAGGUCCAUCACUACUGCCCCAUUCUGCGUCCAGGCAACGCGGCCUCAGUCAACCCCGGCAGCCAGGCCCCGCCCACCAGCAGCAUCGACCUCACUGUUUGCUCCACUCCUGAACCGAGCUUACGCAAAUCAGCCCGCGCAACAGACGGGCAACCAAGAUCGGCCAAGUGGAAGACCGGAAACGGGCCGAAAAACGUAGGCAACGAUAGGGAGGAGCAAGAGGCGGGGCUCUCCCUGGAACAAUCCAAUCAGACGGUGACAGUAGACUUCUGUCAGGAAAUGACAGAAAAGUGUACAACCGACGAACAGCCCAGAAAGGACUGUUAAUGACGGUGGUUUAUGUGUUUAUUUGUUCGUUUAAUUAUUUUUUUAUUAUUAUUUAAUUUAGAUGUCUUCUGACAAACCCUCAAAACUCGAGGGCUGUGGAGUUGGCCAGCCUCUGCCAGUGUUUUUUUAUUUUAUUUUAUUUUAUUUUUUUAUAUUUAUGUCUUUUUAUUGUCUUUUUUUUAAACAAAGGUUGACACUACAGUUGUCUUAACAGCAGCAAUACUGUUCUCCAGGUUCUCCCUCAUUCAGCCAUGGCAGAGUGUCUGAGACCUUCUCACAGAACUUCAAGAUGGUGCUACACCUUUCCAAGACAGUGGAACACUGUCUGUUUCCUAUAACAGUCCAUUCAAAUGGGAUGGGCCCUGACCACAUCUCAAAUUCAGACCACUAUGGACCUAGCAGCAGCGUUUUGCGCUCUCUCUCUCUCUCUCUCUCUCUCUCUCUGUCUCUUUUCUGCCCCACCUCACCCCUUCCUCCACUGUUCCUCUACCUCUCAACCCUUCUCUCUUUCUCUCUAUUUGUGGCCGUCGCCACAGUCAACUCAAACUCAGGAAAUAUUCUGAAUGUUCAGUAUAACUCAUGAAAAAAAUAAUACAGAUUCUUUUUCUACCGCAGCUAGACUGUAUGUCCAUAUGCAAAAAUGUCUUCUGCAUCAUACGUUUGUAGUGUCUGUAUACCGCAACACUUAACUUGUACAGACGGUGGUAUCUCGAAACAUUCCUACUUUGCCUUCCACAGCACUGAAAGAAAGUACGCCAGACUGAGGGACGAGUAAAGAAUGAUUCAAAGCUUUUGCAUCAGCAAUACUGUACUAUUUGAGGAUGAUGUACUAAAGUGCUUGUUUGGCAGAAAGCAUAUUGUAAAUACUAUGGAGCAUGUCAGACGGUCUCGGUAAUAUUGUACAGGUAGAAAUUUAGAUGGGUUUUUGUUUGUGUUUUUUUUUUUUCGUCGUUCUCUGGGGUUUGAUCAAGCACCUUUUGUCACGAAGGGGAAAUCUUUGCUGUUUCCUGUCUGAAACGAAUUCCCCAUGACAAUGGGUGCGCUUAAACUCAGGAAACUAGCAUCCCAUGCAUCCACACGCAUGCACGCACACACAUGCUAACACACAGAAGCGUUCUCGUACAAACCCCCCGCCCCACCAGUGUGGCGCAGAGCCCCUUGCAUGUCAUAUGGAUGUAAAUGGCGUGGAUGGUUUCGUGUGCGUAGUGACCUCACUUCCCCCAGUGAGCUAUUCUUCUAUAAAUGUGAAAGAGUCCCAGCUUGUUGCGCUUUCUGAGGAAACGAUUUUUUAGCAGUAUUUACAAAUGCAGUGUACGGGCUGGUGCGCUCACAGACGCCUCUCUGAACAGUUUCAGUGUUAUUUAAAAAACAAACAUCAUCACAAACCGACACCCUUUCAGUUUUGGGCCACGUACCGUGAUUUUAUGAGGUAAACCACUCUGACAGGAAGAGGAAGUGAUGAUGUGUUCAGUGAAAGGAAGUCGCUUUGGCUCCCUUUGCUCUUUUUCUCAGCACUCUUUGACCGUUUAGCACUUCCAAAAGGGUCAGUUUGUGUUUCAGUACCCUUAAAAGUCUGAAAUCAGAGCACUUAACACAGACACUUAAAAGUGUCCCUCCAGACAGAAUAUUUAAUACAUUUUUGUUGUAUUAACAGCAUCUUAUAAUGAACUUUUUUUCUGAAAUUUCACAGGUUAAUUGAAAACCAUUCGAUGUUGAAGUAGGAGAGAGUGUUUAAAGUCACCAUGAAAUCAAACAGGAAAAUUCUAAGUGUUUUACACAGCUUUGCAGUGAUUAUUAUAAAUGAUUUAUCUGUGCACACCAUUAUUUUUUUAUUCAUUUGCACUUGUAAGCUUUAAUCAAAAACAUUAAGCUCUUCUCCCCCUCUCAACAACAACUCUUCACCACAUGAUGUAAGCAACAAUAAAGAGGUAGGACUAUACUGACUGUCCAAUGGCCAGGCAUUUUUAGCCCUCCCCUGCAGGCCCAACUUACAACAAACCAGUCAAAAAGGGAAGGCCAAAAUAAAGCCCCACCCUAAAUUUUUUCUAAUUUCAGAAGCUGUUUCACUCGGAUUUUCACUCGGAUAUACGUCACGAUACGGAAAAGAAGUCAAUCGCAACUUCCGCUUCAUGGUGACUUUAAAUCAUAUAUUUACGGAAGACACAAAAAAGUGAUCGGUGUAAAAAAAUCUGAUCUGACAAUUGGAUGGAAUGAACCCAUUCUUUAAAGUUGUCCUGUAUUUCCCCUUAUUGUACAUUUGUUAGAUGAGUAAAUCCAUACUAAUCGGAUUGCAUGCUGCCUGUAUAUUUUAUAUAGUUUGUUUAGAAAUCAUUUGUUUCGAAAUAUAGUCCUCGAGGAAAAAUGGUUUCAAUCCCACAAUAGAUGUUCACUGUGGUUUUAGUAAGCAAAAAUGGAAUUUCCAUGAACUAAUGCCAUUGUUUUUCAUUUGAACAAACUUUGACCCCUAAAGUUACAUGUGUGUGUGCUUGAGUCUGAUUUGAGAGAUGCGUUUAAAGUUCUCAGACAUACAUACAUUAUGCAAGGCACAUGCGCACACACACACACACACACACACACACACCAUACUCCUAGGGAUGUAGAAUCUAGAGGUGUUGUGAUGGAUAGUCGUGCUGUUGUUUUCAUUGUAGAUCUGUUCUUUCUCUCUCUUUCUCUCUAUUUUGUUGAAAUUUAAACAGUAUUUGCCAUUUCUAAAUUGUAAUCAGGUACAAGACUAGAACUAAAGAUUUAUGGGUCCAAGUGGACAUUUGUGCAGACAUAUGCAAAUCAUCCCUAUAAUGUUUUUUUUAUUAUUAUGAUUUCUUAUUGUAUACAUAACAAAUAAUUGUGGAAACGUGGAAAGCAUGAACUUCCUCUUGAAAAGCACACUGUUGUUCACUUGAGAAUCUAUGUCCACCUUCUAAAAUGUAUUUCUGGAUGAAAGGUCCCACCUUCAUCAAAGCUACAACAACAAGCAUCCAGCAUCUUCCUGAGAUUCUCCAAAAAAAUCUGCGUUUGGUGUUUAUAGCUACUUGCGUUCCUCAGCUAACAAUGGAUUUGUGGCGUUGUACGUGAUAAGGCUGAUUCCUCAUGCUUGCACACUCGGCCUUAAGAGCCUGGCGUUCAGGCUGACAUUUGGAUGCAGAUGUGGACGAUGGAUUUGGUGGUAUUCUGACCUCUGUUAGCCUCUGCUACUAAAACCUGCAUGAUGUUUGCCUCCGCAGUGGCUUCAAGGGUUCAACCCGGUCACCCAGAAAGCCUCACAGGUUAAAUAAGCUUAUUAGCUCUCCUCUCGACAACACUCCUGCUAGUUUUGGUUGUUUUACAGAGGUUUUAUUUUCGUAUCAGACUCGCGGUUGCUCUUGUAUCUUGUCUCAGGGUGCGUGCCAACAUUUUUUGUAAUGACUUGCUUUUCAGAUCUGUUGAAUCAUUUUCGUAUUUUUUGUGUCUUGCAUUUUUGUGUCAUUCGGUUCUUAAAGCCGGGUGUUGAGCAUAUGAAUUUUUAUAGUUUCUAAGCUAAUAAGAAUUGAUGAGGACGAAUAAGUAGAUUUGCACAAUUGUUUUGGAUGAAAAACCCAACAAGGGCUAUCGAAAUAUCUCCAAAAAUAUCCAGCAGUUGAUUUUUGGUUGUAAUUUGGCUGCUCUCUUAAGCUCUCAAUCUGCAGUUUGCAGUCAGCUAAAAGCAAACGCAUAUUAGAAGUAUAUUUUAAGCUGCAGAAAUGUUAUUUAGUAUUGAGUGUCGAUACUGUAACAGUAAACACCCUAAACAUUUAACAUUGUUUUGUUUGUUUCGUUCGUUUGUGCUGCUUUUCUGAAACAUUAACACUGGCGUUCCAAAGGUUGCUCUUUUGACAAGGACAAAAAAACUUGCCUUUCUCACAAUUUGCUUAACUUUAUAAAACAUUUGGUAUUCCGAUCACAUAGGCUCAUCAAAACAGAGAAUCGAAAAGGCAAAAUGUUUACAAAAAUAGUGUCACGUUUUUAUGAGAAUUUUGCCAUGUAUACAUAGAAAUUGUGAGGCUAAUAUGAAUGGCUAGGUUUAAUAUUGUCUGUUUGUUUUGUACGUUUUUAAAAGACAAAAACGUCAGUUUGAUAACUAUGCUCCUUUCCUCGAGUUGUCUUUUCACCUGACGGCGAUGUUCCAGUGUACCACAAAUACAAAGUGCACCUCCGACUUUGCCUUAGAACUGACAGAGGCCAUAAUUCACAUUCAAGUGAAGUGUGUAUGCAGGGGCAGUGAGCCCCCAUAUUCGGCUAGCAGAGCUCUCUCUCUCUCUCUUUCUCUCUCACUUAUCUACCUGUGAAAUCCUUCAUACCUCUCAUAACUGGUCAAUGACUGUAUCAGCAAACUGCAUCAGGUGUUUUUUCUACAUGCUUUUUACACAGAUUAUAUGGAUUAUUGUAUUGGUAGAUUUUGGUGCAUCAUUUUUAAUGGAAUAGCUCUUUGGCUUGUAGUCACAGAAGUUGUUUUUCUCUCUCUUUCUCUUAUUCUGACUCUUUUCUCAGUUUUUUUUUCUAGAAGACUGUUUUGUGUUAAUAUUGUCGAUUUGAGGUAGCUGUUUCUUUGCUCAUUCUGUACUAAGAGUUUUUACUUUUUUUUCAUUUUGAAUUGCUACGUGACCCUAAUGAAUUUAAUGACUUAAAAACCAUUGUACAUACGUUAUUGUGCAGAACUCAUUUUCAUGCAUUUCAAUUGGCUAGUGUUAUAUAAAUGACAGAUUUUGUCUAGACACCAUUUCUGUUUAUGAAAUAAAGAAACAUAU